AUGGCCACAGCAUAUACGUUCUUUCGGCCAUUGUCGUCGCCGGGAGGGGAUCAGCUGCGACGGCCGGCUCGCUGCUCGUCAGCGCCCCAUCGGCGGUCGGCCAACUACUCUCCGAACUCCUGGGACUACGACUUCCUUCUACUGUCUCUCAACAACUUUGACAAGUUGAAGGCCGGCGUGAGGGAACGGCUGGUGACGGUGGGAAGAGGUGACGACCAGCCUGCAAUGCUCAGACUCAUCGACACAAUGCAACGGCUCGGUAUCGCCUACCACUUCGAUGACGAGAUCGUUGGUAUCCUCACCUCGAUCCAUGGUACCAAACCUCACCCGUGCAGCUGGGAGGAUGAUGGUGAUGUGGCUUCCGCGGCCUUGAGGUUCAGGUUACUCAGGGAAAUUUUUAUCCCAGUGUCCGCUGCAGAAUCUCUGAAAACUCUCGCAAAGAAUUACCUCACACGCGCACUCCAGAGGGAUGAUAUCAAGGGACUACUCUCACUCUAUGAGGCAUCAUACCUGGCAUUCAGAGAUGAUGAAACAUUGGAUGAAGCAAGAACAUUUUGUGCCAAUGGUCUCAAAGAGCUACUGCCAUCGUUGGAUCCCCACAUGCAGAGUAGUGUGGUUCAUACUUUGGACAUUCCCUUGCAUCGGAGGUCUCCUAGACUAGAAGCAAGAUGGUUCAUAGAACACUAUGCUAGUGAUGUGAGUAACCCGUUGCUUCUCCGAUUUGCUAUGAGAGACUUCGAGAGGGUGCGAACAGUGCAUCAACAAGAACUUCAGAGACUUUUGAGAUGGAGGACGGAGAGUGGACUUGGUGAUGAGAAGUUUGGGUUUGCAAGAGAUCGUCUCAUAGAGUGCUUCCAUUGUGCAAAUGGAAUUGUCUGGGAUCCAAACCAUGGAUCAUGCCGGGAAGUGCUUUCCAAAGUUAUUCAUUUAGCCGCACACUUGGAUGACAUAUAUGAUGUGUAUGGAACCCUAGAUGAACUCAUCCACUUCACCGAGGCAAUUGGAAGGUGGGAACAAAGUCCUAGGGAAAUUCUUCCUGAAUAUAUGCGAGCACUUUACUCUGUUAUGUAUAGCACAUCCAAUGAGGUGGCUGAAAAUGUCUUGAAAAAACAUGGCAUCAAUGUGUUUUCUUUUCUUGGGGAUGCGUGGCAUGGCAUGGCGAAAUCCUUCUUGGUGGAGGCAAAGUGGCACCAUGGAAAUCACAUACCAACCCUAACGGACUACUUGGACAAUGGGUCGGUUUCGUGUACAGCACCACUAUUGUUGCAACAUGCAUUUCCCAUGCUCAACAUGGAGGCCACACCAAAGUUUCUUGAUAUAGCCCGAAGCUACCCAAGAUUAAUUCAAUCUACAUCACUGGUUUUGCGGCUAUGCAAUGAUUCCGCGACACACUCUGCUGAGCUUGAGAGAGGGGACACACCAUCUUCCAUAGCUAUCCACAUGUAUGAGAACAACACCAGUGAGAGAGAGUCUCGGAAAGCCAUGGAAGACCUUACGAUGGAUGCUUGGAAGUCAAUUAAUGAAGAAGCUUUCUUACAUUGCCGAUUUUCUAGAAGUCUCACCAUGGCUUGCGUUAAUAUGGCUCGAACCUCACAUUGUGUUUACCAAGGCGGGGAUGGUUUUGGGGCACCGGAUGGUAAAAUAAAGGAGCAAAUCACAGAGUUGUUCUUGGAGACUUAUAGGACCGACAAAAAAGAAUGA
Triticum dicoccoides is the source of this 1701-nucleotide messenger RNA. RefSeq names its product alpha-terpineol synthase, chloroplastic-like. Bases 1 to 1701 code for a protein of 566 amino acids. The record is from RefSeq and is a predicted model, not a curated record. NCBI's taxonomy places the organism in Eukaryota, Viridiplantae, Streptophyta, Magnoliopsida, Poales, Poaceae. Gene Ontology annotation, molecular function: magnesium ion binding; terpene synthase activity. The transcript is spliced from 7 exons. Gene Ontology annotation, biological process: diterpenoid biosynthetic process.